AUGGCCAAAUCAAUCCUCCUCAUCAACGGCCCCAACCUCAAUCUUCUGGGCACUCGGGAGCCGCACAUCUACGGCUCAACCACCCUCUCCGACGUCGAAGAAUCAUCCAAAGCUCACGCCGCCUCGUUCGGUGCCACCCUCCAGACGUUCCAGUCAAAUCACGAAGGUGCCAUCGUGGACCGUAUUCACGCUGCCCGCGGAAACACCGACGCGAUUGUCAUCAACCCUGGCGCAUACACACAUACAUCCGUCGCUAUUCGAGAUGCGCUGUUAGGCGUCGAUAUUCCCUUCAUCGAGCUCCAUGUGAGUAACGUGCAUGCGCGGGAGCCGUUCAGGCAUCACAGCUACUUCAGCGAUAAGGCGUCAGGAAUCAUUGUGGGCUUGGGCGUGUAUGGGUACAAAGUCGCGGUGGAGCAUGUUGCGCUGAACUUCAAGCCUCUGGAAAAGAAGGCUGCUCUGUAA
Messenger RNA from Aspergillus mulundensis, 462 nucleotides. Its product is annotated as type II 3-dehydroquinate dehydratase. The transcript has a single exon. Gene Ontology annotation, molecular function: 3-dehydroquinate dehydratase activity. Gene Ontology annotation, biological process: quinate catabolic process. The coding region runs from base 1 to 462 and encodes 153 amino acids. The record is from RefSeq and is a predicted model, not a curated record. Lineage: Eukaryota; Fungi; Ascomycota; Eurotiomycetes; Eurotiales; Aspergillaceae.